Messenger RNA from Babesia bigemina, 192 nucleotides. RefSeq lists its product as hypothetical. NCBI's taxonomy places the organism in Eukaryota, Apicomplexa, Aconoidasida, Piroplasmida, Babesiidae. The coding region runs from base 1 to 192 and encodes 63 amino acids. The record is from RefSeq and is a predicted model, not a curated record. The transcript has a single exon.
AUGGACAUUCUUAGUCAACCCAUUCGCAACACCCCGGAACACCAGUGCUCAUGUGCAGCCGGCCGUGCGUCACGAAAGACCCGCGACGCGAGCACCUCAGAACAUACCACGGGCACUUUAACCUAUCCACAGUUGAAGUUAGACAAUGAAAUAUGCAGAUGUGUAACGUACACAUUCGGUGUGUCGAGGUAG